UCCCAAGAACACUCGCGCCCAUUCUAGAGUCACGAGACCCAUCAUGGGACCUGUGUAGCUUUACUUUUAAAACGCAGUCUUUUGAUCACUUAACUACACACUAUGGCGGUAGAAACCAUCGCACCGGACUGGGAGUUUGAUCGUUUUGACGACGGUUCACAGAAAAUACACACAGAGGUUCAGCUGAAGAACUACAGCAGGUUUCUGGAGGAGUACACCACCCAGUUGAAGGGUAUAGAGGAGGCCCUGGAUGACUCCAUUGGUGAUGUGUGGGACUUCACUCUGGACCCUAUUGCCCUUAAGCUUAUUCCAUAUGAGCAGUCAUCUUUAUUGGAGUUGAUAAAAACAGACAAUAAAGUUCUAAACAAAGUCAUCACAGUGUAUGCUGCGCUCUGCAGUGAGGUGAAGAAGCUCAAGAAUGAGGCAGAAACCAAGUUCUACAAUGGUCUGUUGUACUAUGGAGAAGGAGUGUCAGAAGCCGGUGUUGUUGAAGGAGAGUCCCAGAUUCAGAUGGGCAGAUUCAUCUCCUUCCUGCAGGAACUUUCCUGUUUUGUUUCAAGAUGUUAUGAAGUGGUGGUCAAUAUUGUUCAUCAGCUGGCCGCUCUGUACAACAGCAACAAAACUGCAACAAAAAUCAUUGAAUCUUCAGGAGUCCAUUUUCAGACUGUGUACGAACACCUGGGGGAGUUGUUGGUGGUUCUGUUAACACUUGAUCAGAUUUUAGAAAAUCAUGGUAUAUUGAAGGAUCACUGGAAAAUGUAUAAAAGGUUACUGAAGUCAGUCCACCAUAAUCCUGGAAAAUUUUCCAUUCCUGAGGAGAAGUUAAAACCAUUUGAGAAGCUUCUGCUCAAGCUGGAGGGACAGCUGCUGGACGGAAUGAUAUUGCAGGCCUGUGUGGAACAAAGAUUUGAUGAUCCUGGGGAGGGAGUUGCAGUUGCCAAAAACAGCAUCUUUGCUGAGGAGUUUGCCUUCAACAUUCGCACCAUAUUCACCAGUGUGGAGUCAAAGAUUGGUGAACCUUCAGAAAUUGACCAGAGAGAUAGAUACGUCGGCGUCUGUUGUCUCUUUGUGCUUCACUUUCACAUAUUCAGAAGUGUUGACAAAAAGUUUUACAAAGCACUGCUCGAUGUCUGUAAAAAGGUAUCCGCAGUCACGUUGACCUCCAACAUUAUCUGGUUUCCUGACACUUUCCUCAUCACCAAGGUUCCCGCUGCAGCUAAGCUGAUGGAUAAGAAAAGUCUACAGGCUAUCAAAGCACAGAGAGACACUUUGUUGCAGCAAAGAGCUCAGACACUGACAAAGGAUAUGCAGUCUUACUAUGUUUUUGUCACCUCAUGGAUGAUGAAGAUGGAGUCCAUUCUGUCCAAGGAGCAUAACAGUGACAAGUUGGCAGAUGAUCUCAACAGCAGGUGUAAUGUGUUUGUACAGGGCAUCCUGUAUGCCUACACCCUGUGCACUAUUAUUAAGACCACCAUGAACAUGUACAUGUCCAUGCAACGGCCCAUGACCAAGACAUCUGUCAAGGCGCUCUGUCGAAUGGUUGAGCUGCUUAAGGCUGUGGAGCACACCUUUCACAGGCGCUCCAUGGUUGUCGCCGACUCUGUGUCUCACAUCACGCAGCAGCUGCAGUCCCAGGCUCUCAAUGCCAUUGGAACAGCCAAGAAGAGAGUAAUCUCUGAGAAGAAGUACAGUGAACAGCGUCUGGAUGUGUUGUCCUCCUUGGUACUAGCCGAAAAUGCCCUCAAUGGACCCAGCACAAAGGAGCGACGCCUCGUGGUUUCUCUGGCUCUUUGCGUCGGCACUCAGCUUAAAACCUUUAAAGAUGAGGAACUGCUUCCACUGCAGCUGGUGCUGAAAAAGCUGGAUCUCAUCAGUGAGCUGUCUGAGAGGGUCAAGAUUCAGUGUGACUGUAGUUUCCUUUACUGGCAUCGAACUGUGUUUCCCAUCUAUCUGAAUGACGUAUACGAUAAUGCGGUGGACGCCGCAAGAAUACAUUACAUGUUCAGUGCACUGAGGGACAGCGUGCCAUCCAUGAUGCAUGCAAAACACAUGGAGUCAUGUGACCAGUUACUGGAGAGCUACGACAGGGAGAUCAUGGAAGUGUUAAAUGAACACCUGCUGGACAAACUGUGUAAGGAGAUUGAGAAAGAUCUGCGUCUCUCUGUUCACACACACCUCAAACUGGAUGACAGAAACCCUUUCAAAGUAGGGAUGAAGGACCUGGCCCACUUCUUCUACCUCAAGCCCAUCAGAUUCUUCAACCGAUUCAUUAACAUCAAAGCCUAUGUAACCCACUACCUGGACAAAACCUUCUACAACCUGACUACAGUAGCUCUGCAUGACUGGGCCACCUACAGUGAGAUGAGAAACCUGGCCUCUCAGCGUUAUGGACUCGUGAUGACAGAGGCUCAUCUGCCCAGCCAGACUCUGGAGCAGGGUUUGGAUGUGCUGGAGAUAAUGAGGAAUAUUCAUGUAUUUGUCUCACGGUACCUCUACAACCUCAACAACCAGAUCUUUAUUGAAAAGGCAAGCAACAACAAGCACUUAAACACCAUCAACAUCCGUCACAUUGCCAACUCCAUCCGGACACACGGUACAGGGAUUAUGAACACCACGGUCAACUUCACUUACCAAUUCCUGCGCAAGAAGUUUUACAUCUUCAGUCAGUUCAUGUACGAUGAACACAUCAAGUCCAGACUCAUCAAGGAUAUCCGCUUCUUCAGAGAAACCAAGGAUCAGUCUGAUCAGAAGUAUCCAUUUGACAGAGCAGAGAAGUUUAACCGCGGUAUCAGGAAGCUGGGAAUCACCCCUGAUGGCCAAAGUUACCUGGACCAGUUCAGACAGCUCAUCAGCCAGAUUGGCAAUGCCAUGGGCUACGUGCGUAUGAUCCGCUCCGGGGGCCUUCAUUGCUGCAGUAGUGCCAUCAGGUUUGUCCCUGACCUGGACGACAUUGUCAACUUUGAGGAGAUGGUGAAGGAGGAGGAACUCUCAGAAGAGACUCGGAGAGCUGCAGGUGUCUUGGACGCAGUGUUGGGAGAUCUGACCAGUAACUCUGCAGAAGGAACAGAGUACUUCAAAAUGCUGGUGGCUGUGUUUGCACCCGAGUUUCGCAGUGUGAAGAACAUGCACCUCAGGAACUUCUACAUGAUCGUACCCCCGCUGACUGUGAAUUUUGUGGAGCACUCCAUCAGCUGCAAGGAGAAACUCAACAAGAAAAAUAAAAGUGGAGCUGCUUUCACAGAUGAUGGAUUUGCGAUGGGAGUGGCCUAUAUCCUGAAACUGCUGGACCAGUAUCUGGAGUUUGACUCUCUGCACUGGUUUCAAGCAGUCAGAGACAAAUACAAGAAAGAGUUGAACACUGUGUUAAAGGAGCAGAACGUGCAGGCUAUUAGUCAGGACGAGAAGCUAAUGCAAACCAUGAAUCUCACCCAAAAGAGACUGGACCUUUACCUACAGGAGUUCGAACUGCUCUACUUCUCAUUAAGCAGUGCCAGAAUCUUCUUCAGGGCGGACAAGACCGCAGCAGAGGAGACACAGGAGAAGAAGGAUAAAGAAGAAGCUGCUUCGAGGUCUGACAGCUCCACUCCUGCUGAUUCAGCCUCAUAAGAAGCAACAUAUAUUUUGUCUAAUAUGUGCUAAGAGAACGUCCCACUCACUUUAACAUCAACACACCAGCCUCAACUGUUCAUGCACAAUAAUACAGGAUGAAUCCUUGUCCGUGCUACGUUUCAUGUUAGCUAAAUUCUGACAACCCUAGGGCUGCUGCAAAGAUGUGAGACUGGUUUGAUAACAUUUUUCAGCUGAGAUGAGACACUUGACAGUUGUCUUGGGCCUCUGCAGCUAAAAUUCAAAUUAUUGAGCAUUCAAACUGUUUGUCUGUUUACUUCAGUUGGAAAAAAUAGGUUUCUAAACUAAAAGUCAGUGGAUAUGUUUUUAACAAGCGAUCUAGUAGAUCAGUAUUUUCCUUAAAAUACCAAGAUUUGCACAUCUGACACCAACAAGCAUUUACUCAGAUCUCUGUGCUAUUCUGAGACUCAUUUAGAAUGUCAGGAUGUCAACACCUGCCUUCUGCAGGUAUACUGUAAAAAGUACCUAAAAACCUGGCCAAGAAUGUACACAAGUAUGUAGUAGAAGAGACUGAUGUGACAAACAUAAGGUCCAAGGGAACUUUCGUCAUCUCUAGUUUCUUCUUUAAAAGUCUGACACUGCUGAAUUGUCAGGGGUUAAAUACCACAGAGUGUACCUGCAUACGGUUCUACUUGGAGAACCUCAGAAUGUGAGUGAAGACCCUGGCCUCAUCUCCUAACUAUAAAGAAUAAUCUGUAACAGAAAAGGCUUGUCUGAUGACAAUGAUGACUUUAGUGCUUUGUUGCUGCAGGUUCAGUGUCCUGUGUGCUAAUUGUAAUGAGUUUGAUUGUUUUGGGUGUGUAGUUUCAGCUUUGCUCAAAUGACCUCUGUGAUUGUUUAUUAAGUUGUUGUCUUUGUAGAUGGGAGUUGUUUUUGGUCGCUACGUUUGGGGGGGGGGGGGGGGGGUUUACGACAAUUCCUCAGUCUAAGCUCUUUCUGUCCCUGUAGAUGUGUUGACCAUGUAAUUCAAAUAGAACAGACCGUAACAUAGUCUCUCUGUGUCACAGCACCUUGUCCUCGCUUUCUUCUUCUAAAUCAGGCAAAUGUCUGACAAGGCCACGGUUUGGUCUGAACUACAUUCCAUGAAUUUUUCAUAUGGGGAUAAUUUGGUUUGGCUUUUCAUGACACUGUUGUAGAUGGAUUGCAUUUGUUUCUACUGUUUUUACCUUUAAACAUUCUCAACAUGGGUUCAACAAUUUAUUAAAUAGUUUUACAUUAACGUUAAGAGGUGCCUUAUUGGGCACUUGCUUAUGUUACACAGCAUUUCUAUUAGUAAGUAGAAUAAGUUAAAACAUUUAUAAUUUCCCCAAUUGUUUUGCUUUGUGAUAGCUAGAACAGUGAUUCCCAACCACUGUGCUGCAACACAUUAUUUUGCUGUGAGAAGUCAUGAGAAAGCCGGUGUACCAUGUACCAAGUAUCUGUCUUGGUUCAUCUAUGCAACAGUAACUAGCAGAACAAUUAAACGAUCUUUCACAAGGUGGCAGCAUAUGACUAUUAAAAGCUAGACAGAGACUCAGCAGUGGAAAAUGUUCAUGUGACUUUCUACAAUUCCUGUGAGUAUAUCACGGUUGUUUUUAACUAAACAGGCCCAUGCUUCUCUCAGAUCAAAAUUAAAACGAGAUCAUUAUAUUUUAUUACAGGUUCUUCUGAUGUAAAAGAUGUGCUAAUUAAACUCUGGACCAAAUACUAUUUGGUUCUCUUUUUUCAUUGACAGGACUCUAUGUCCAAAAACAACAGUGCUGUGUUGAACCUCUGAAUUUCAACUCUAUCGUCUUUGAAACUUGCACUCGAUUAGAUUUCGUGAUGAUUGUCUUGUUAUGAUGCUGCAGAAUGUUCUAAGUGUACAGAUACUUAGCUCAAAAGAAUGUUCAGUUGUGUAAAAUGUGUACACAAACUUUUCCAUGUUUGUGAAUGUCUUGUUCAGUCAUUAUGUACAGCGUGUUUAUCUGCAAAUUAACAAAUAAACCUGCCUCUAUAAAUCAUCUCUGGCUCUGAAGAAAGGAGUCAAAAAACACAACCACACAUUGGUUCUGGAACGCUUUUGCUGAUUUAAUACAAAGAAGCUUUUCACUUCAGAAAAUA
Cynoglossus semilaevis (tongue sole) is the source of this 5709-nucleotide messenger RNA. It is a transcript of the gene washc4, whose product is annotated as WASH complex subunit 4. The transcript has 33 exons. The record is from RefSeq and is a predicted model, not a curated record. Gene Ontology annotation, cellular component: WASH complex; endosome. Bases 103 to 3606 code for a protein of 1167 amino acids. Lineage: Eukaryota; Metazoa; Chordata; Actinopteri; Pleuronectiformes; Cynoglossidae. Gene Ontology annotation, biological process: endosome organization; endosomal transport.